AGGGGGCGGCGGCGGCGGCACGUGCUUAGUGCCCGGGGUCGCCGAGACCUGGGCUCCUUCCCGGUGUGGACCGUGGGGCUCUGGAGCCCCUGUCACACUCCCGGCAACACCUGCCUGUGCCCUUAGGAGCCGCAGCGUGGAGGCGGCAGCCCCGGCCGGUGCUCGUUCUGGUGGGGGCUGUUCGUGUGGAGGUUCGCUGCGCUUCGGACGGGGCGUCAUUUGAAGGGGUCUCUUUUCCUGGAGCUACAGUUCUACAGGCGGAUUUGCUCGGUCUGCGGCCGAGAGGGUUGCAGAAAACAGUCCGCAGGGAAUAGAGGCGGCUCAGGCCUCCAAAAGCUUUAACGUCAAGGAAUUUCAUUGCUUAAGUUGGGGCUAAAACUAUCUUUCGAGGCUAGCUUAUUCAUGAACAUAAAAAGCCCUGUUUGAUACAAUGGAUGAACAGUCACAAGGUGUUCAAGGGACUCCUGUUCCACAGUUUCAACCACAGAAAGCCUUACGACCUGAUAUGGGCUACAAUACGCUAGCUAACUUCCGAAUAGAAAAGAAGAUCGGCCGUGGACAGUUCAGUGAAGUUUACAGAGCAACUUGCCUGUUGGAUGGGGUACCAGUAGCACUGAAAAAGGUGCAGAUAUUUGAUUUAAUGGAUGCCAAAGCCCGGGCUGACUGCAUCAAAGAAAUAGAUCUUCUUAAGCAACUGAAUCAUCCAAAUGUAAUUAAAUACUAUGCCUCCUUCAUUGAAGACAAUGAGCUAAACAUAGUGUUGGAAUUAGCAGAUGCUGGAGACCUGUCUAGAAUGAUAAAGCAUUUUAAGAAACAGAAGAGGUUGAUUCCUGAAAGGACAGUUUGGAAGUACUUUGUUCAGCUGUGCAGUGCAUUGGAACAUAUGCAUUCUCGUCGUGUCAUGCAUAGAGAUAUAAAGCCAGCUAAUGUGUUCAUUACAGCUACAGGAGUAGUAAAGCUUGGAGACCUUGGACUUGGACGAUUUUUCAGCUCCAAAACUACAGCUGCACAUUCUUUAGUGGGUACGCCUUAUUACAUGUCUCCAGAGAGAAUACAUGAAAAUGGAUACAACUUCAAAUCUGACAUCUGGUCUCUAGGCUGUCUGCUAUAUGAGAUGGCUGCACUGCAGAGUCCCUUUUAUGGUGACAAAAUGAACUUGUACUCUCUGUGCAAGAAGAUAGAACAGUGUGACUAUCCACCUCUUCCUUCAGAUCACUAUUCUGAAGAACUGCGACAAUUAGUUAACAUAUGCAUCAACCCGGAUCCAGAGAGGCGACCAGACAUAGCCUAUGUCUAUGAUGUAGCGAAACGUAUGCAUGCACACACUGCAAGCAGCUAAAUAGACAAAGAUCAUGAAGAAAAGAACCAGAAAUUUUCAAGUAUUUUUGUGCAGAUCCUUCCACCCCUUUUUCAUCUGUUACGUAAAUGUAAUUAUUCAGAACAGACUGAUGUGCUUUAAAUUGUGAACCAGUUUACACACAAGUUUCCUGAGGUGUUUUUUUUUUUAACCAAUUUGUAGUUAAAAAUAUAGGUUUAAUGGUAAAUAAAAAAACAGAUUUAAAAUGUAAAGUAUACUAUGGAAAAUAGUGGGUCCUGACAGCUUUAAAAAUAGUGAUUUCAAAUGUAUUUUCCUGUUAAUAACAAAAUUGUAUUCAAUUGGGAGUUGAUUCUAAAACAUCAUAGCGCUGCAGUUUUGCACAAUAUGGAUAUUAGGCUUAUUACCUUGAAACAAAAUGUUUGAAUCUUUCUAACUUUUUAUAACUUAUGGAAGUUAUGAAUCAACACAAUUAAUGAGUUUAUUUUAAUUUUUGUUCUACAAGGGAAAUAAUUGUAAGAGAAUUUUUUGUAUUUUGUACUGAGUUAUACGUAGUUUGCAGUUUAUCUUUUCAAGAUAAAUGAAGAUGGAAACCAUCUGAUUAGUUGUUUUGCUGAAAUGGCAACUGUUAAAUGUGGGAAAAAAAAGUUUUUUGGCAAAAUUGUCAGACACUGAAAAAUCUCUGUAACUUGUCCCUUUUCUUUGUGUUACCGUGGCUUAAAUGAACCCUGAAAAUUGGCUUUAAGGGUUUGGUUUGGCCAGGUUAAACCCCAUACCUGCAGUUUGAUUUGUAUGGCUUGACCAACACACCUGUGCAGCACUUUGUUGACUUCAGUGUGUCUGUGCACAGUCAGAUCCUAAAACCCUUGCAGCUUCCUGUUGUGGUAAAUCGGGUUUUUCUGCAUAAGCACAUGACUUUCUGAACAGGCCUAUUUGAAAGAUGAGGGUCUUAAGUUACAAUUUCCUAGGGAUUUCUGUUUGUGGUGGUGUUUCUAGAUUUUGUUUUUAAAUCCUUUGGAUGACCUUAUACUACUAUAUUUUUAAAUCCUUUUAAAAAUACUUUUUUAAUCCAAUGCCUAUUGCACAAAAUACAGUUGUGCACUGUUAUACAAACAUAUGUUUCAUAAAAUACCUGAUUUUGUUAUCUACCCUAUCUUUUAUUUUAUUGGCCCUAGAAACAUGCUUUUAUAUGCUAUAAAAGUAACUUUAACUUUUGUAUUGAAAGAAAAAAAAAUCAGUGCUGCUUUAUUUGUGUAGUCAGUAUAUUUGUUUAUUAUACAUUUAAAAUGGUAUCAUUUCACCAAUAUUUUAUCUGAGUUCAAAAGUAAGUUCAAAAUAUGUUGGUUACACUUUAUAUUGGUCACUGUGUAUGCAUGAAUGAUUUAUUUUAUUCGGAAGUGAAAGUAAGUACACACCAAUACAUUGUACCUAUAAAUGUUGACGAAAAUUGAGGUCUAAUUUCUCAGAAUUUCAAGACCAUAUUUUUAAACAAACACAUAAAGCUGUCAAAGUGGUUAAUUGCUGCAAGGUUGACGAUGAGAAUUGUACUGAUACCAGCUUUAUUGUUAAGAUUAGUUAGUUUAAAUCUUUUUUUUUGAUAGAAAAAGUCAGGAAAAAGUAAAAAAUCAGUACUUACAUGUAAAUAUUGGAUCUGUAUACAUUAAGUUCACUAUGCAUUCAACAUUUAUAUCUGUUGUUUUUCCACAUUUCCUUUAUUAAACAAGUUUGCAUAGACAGUAAAAUGAACACUGUGCAGCAAUAGUUCUAUUUCUUUGGUAGAACACUUCAUUUCAUUUGACAUAAUUCAUAAAUAAUAAGAACCCAGCUAUGGAUUUAUAGACAAGUUUUUCAACACAGAGAAAAGUUUUUAAAUGUUAAGAAAUGACAUUCUAUUGAAAACUAUUUGUUUGUAAAAAUGCAGGUUUUUUUUUUAUAUGUCUGGGUCAGAUCUUCAGCUGCUUGAAACUGGUGUAGCUGCAUUGAUUUAAAUCAGUGGAGAAUCUGGGCUAUGAUUUAGUGACAAAACUGCUUUGUUGUAGGAUGAAUCCUUGAUUUUUCAUCUAGCUGUUGUGUGUGUAUUGAAUGUAAUCUUUUGGGGCUGCAUUGAGACUACUAUGAUGAGUAAAAAUAGCCAGCUGUAAAUGUUGGCAGGAUUGGGCCCACGUCUUCCCUAUCUCUGUCUGGCAACCGUUACGCUGAUCUUCCAUUGAAUAUAUCAAUUAAUUUACUAGUUCUUGGUGACUAUUAUGUUCCAUACGUUUUGAAAUUAAAUGAAAUAGUUUGUACUAAAACAGGGAACAGAGUAGUAUUUGCUUGACCAUCAGCAAUAGCUGUUAGUAUGCAAAAUUAUUCAAGUCAUUAUUUUAAUCUGUUCUGUUUCUGAUAAACAACAUUUACAAGGAUUGAAAAAAUUAUACACAGCAAAGUUAUUUCUAUAAGAUAGUCUAUUUAUUUUAACCUCUACUUAGGUCAAAUAUGCACAUCACUUUUCCUAAAGAAACUAAUAUUUUAGGCAAAAAAUAUUUCUGGAAGGCUGUAUGGUAAGAAAACCAUGGGAAUAGUUGAGUUAGAAAAUACACCUAAAAAAUGCUAAGGCUUUUUUUAAAAAGAAUUGAUGAUUUAACUUUACGUUGAGUAAAAUAAGUAAUUCUUAUUUUAAAAGCAUUAAAAUAAUGGGAUAGAGAUGAUGCAGUUAAAUCUUAGGUGUUGCAAACAAUUACCCAAUGAAGAUGAAAAUGCUGGACAGCCUAGUGUCAUAUAUUAAAGUUUACAAAGGGUAAAUGAAGUUUACCUCUGUUUAAGGGUCAGGUUCUACAACUUACUCACCCUAAAUAGUACUUAAUGUAAAUACAUAGAACUACCAUGUAAGUAAAGACUGUAGAAUCUAUCCCUUAAUAAAGUGCCUGACAGCAUAUGAGAAUUAUAAAUAUAGUAAAAUUAUUACCAUAGAAUUAUUACCAUUUCUUGAAUGCCUUACCAUUUAAAUAGUUUCUAUUACAAAACACCAUUCUAGUUGCCACAUACUGUAGGUAUUGUUGACAUUUACCCUGAUAUUUAUUUUAUCUGUUGCAUUAAACGCUUUUCCUUUUCAAUGAGUAUUACAUUAUAACCAAAAAUGUGUAAUUAUUCUCUGCCUUAUAUUUCAAUAGUACUGUAAUAUUAUUGUCUUCCUUUGUGAAAUAUGGUAUUUUGUUCUUUGAACACCCAUGUUGAGAAGUCUGCUCUUGGUCUUUAAACUACUUUGCUGUACAAUAUUCUAAUAUAAAUAAAACAUACAAAAAUUAAAUAUAAUGUAAAAAUCAUACCACUUCCAUGAUAGUUUUCGGAGCCUUUCCUGUUACAGAUAUGUAAUAUCUAGUAAUAUACAUAUCUUGUGAAUCCAGUACUGCCAGUAAUUGAUUAUAGAUGAGUUAUUGAAUGGUGCAAGAGAAAGUUUUAAAAAACUUUAUAAUGUAUAUCAAAAGUGCAGAAAAUAUUACAGCAGGCAUGUUCAUGAUUGCACAAAUGUAAUGCUUUUAGGUAAUACUUUUUAAAGAGUAUUUUUAAAUUAAAACGAAGGUGUAUCUGAAAAUCAUAAAAAUAAGUACAUGUAUCAUAAAAAGGCAUUAAAGCCCCUGUCCUGCAAGCUACUGCAUGUGGGUGGAUCCUUCUACCUUCAUGGAGUUCCAUUGAUUUCAAUGGGCUGCUUGUGCACACAGGUUGAAUAAAUGGUAACUGCUGUACAGUGUAUGCAAAUGACAUCUGUUUAUUCAACAUACCAAUUAGACCUUUAUAUUUCACUGUUCUGUAUUGCAAAUUACUGUGCUUUAUUUCUUUUCUGUACAGUUCAGUUUUUCAGAUAUUAAUAAGAUUGGUAGUCUGAUCAUUUUAAGUGUUCCUUUUUAAUGGAUAGGAAUUUUACAAAAUAUGGCAGAUGUAUAAAAAAAAGUAAGUGUC
This is a messenger RNA of Dermochelys coriacea (leatherback sea turtle), 5251 nucleotides long. It is a transcript of the gene NEK7, whose product is annotated as NIMA related kinase 7. Gene Ontology annotation, molecular function: protein kinase activity; ATP binding. Gene Ontology annotation, biological process: protein phosphorylation. Lineage: Eukaryota; Metazoa; Chordata; Testudines; Dermochelyidae. The transcript is spliced from 10 exons. The record is from RefSeq and is a predicted model, not a curated record. The coding region runs from base 431 to 1339 and encodes 302 amino acids.